CAGGGCACACGCGUCCACGCCACGGACGCCGCGGCCGCCCCGCACCCCGCGCCGCAACAAAACUCAAAGAAACCGCGUUGUGAACACAAGUGUUGUUAAUUUAACUAAAAACUCCCAAACUAUUUAUAGCUUCUAAUAGUGCAUUCGCUUCGUAGUGGCCUUCCUAUAAAGCUCCGUGUUUACCCAAAAUAUGUAUUAGUAGUGAUUUAACGUGGUAGCCUUAAAAGUAACAAAAUAAAGUAACGAUGUGCCUUAACGCGUAAUAAUUUCGCGGCACCCGGACGGGUGCGCGUGAGUCAUCGAAAUGCAAUGCAUCAGAUUGAUUCUUCUUCUGGUGUUUUGUGUGAUUCCGGAGCCAGUACCGGCCUGGAAAGGUGACAUAGUCAAAGCAUGGGCGAGGACCCUGGGUAGAGAACUAUGGCAACUCAGCGAAGCUCUAACAAAAUCAGACAAAAUUAGGAGUAAAUACACGUUAAUGAACGCGAGCGUGAAGAAGAAAAAUGGAAAACUCAUAUUAGAGUCCUCUCUGCGCUCGGUCAGCACAAUGUUGACAAGAAAAAUUAAAGCUGUUAAGUGCAUUCAUGCAACAGCGCAGAAGCUGGCCAAGGAGUUCAACUACACAAUAACAGAAGACAAGGACUACAAUGACUUCGAUUACUGCUCUGCCAAGUACUCCCGCUUCCAGUACGAAGACCUCGCUGACGUCGCUGAUGAAGAUGAUGAUACCAACAUCCCUAAGUUCGCCAAGAACAACUCCAACUACAUGGAGGUCCAGCUGGAGAAAGACUCGCACUUUUAUGACAUAAGUGUUAAUACUAAUAUAAGCUGUGUACAUGUACCCACAAAUAUUUACUAUAAAGAGAGAGACGCUUUAAAUGCAAUUUUAUGGUCAAAAGGCCUCAACGAAAUAUUUAUAAAUAAUUACAAAUCAGACCCGUCCUUAGCUUGGCAGUACUUCGGUAGCUCGCACGGCAUACUACGCUUUUAUCCCGGCAUGCCCUGGAACAACAGGAAGGUUGUGGACACGUACGAUUGCAGAGUGCAGUCGUGGUACAUUGAAGCAGCUACAUGCUCCAAAGACGUUAUAAUUCUUUUCGAUGUAUCAGGGUCCAUGACCGGAUUCAAAAACUACGUGGCGAGAAGAACGCUCCGUUCACUUCUAGACACGUUAUCCAAUAACGACUACGUAAACGUUUACACUUUCAAAAACAACACAAAAGAAGUAGUCACUUGUUUCGUCGGCCUAGUGCAAGCCACUCCAGAAAACUUAAAGACAAUCACGGACACUUUAGAGCCAAAAGACAACGGCAAGGUCCAUAAAGUGCCUUUGGAAGGCAACGCCAACCUGACUGCGGCUUACAUAAAAGCAUUUACCACUCUCAAGGCGAGAAGGUCCAACUGCAGCGUGAGCAGCACCCAGGGCUGCAACCAGCUGGUCAUGGUCAUCACGGACUAUGUGCCCGGGAACCUCACGGAGGUGUUCGAUGAAUACAACCGGGAGAAGGUGGGCAACGUCACCUACAUCCCGGUCAGGGUGUUCACGUACCUCAUUGGAAAAGAGGUCACUAAUGUCCGGGAGAUACAGUGGAUGGCUUGCUUGAAUAGAGGUUACUUCGUCCACAUUCAUUCUGUAGAAGAGGUGCAGCAGCAAGUAUUGAAGUACAUCAACGUGAUCGCUCGCCCCAUGAUCCUCGCGAAAGACGAACCGCCGCCCACCUGGACCCACGCCAAUAUCGAUUACACGAGAACAUCACUCUGGGGAGUUAGCAGAGACGUGAAAAAGCCUGAUGAGGACAAGUUGGUGACGUCAGUGGCCAUCCCGGCCUUCGAUCACAAGUACAAUGAGGAGCACAACGACGCGAUGCUGCUCGGUGUGGCCGGUACUGACGUGCCUAUCGACAGCAUAGCCAAGCUAGCACAACCACAUCAGCUCGGUGUAAAUGGAUACUCAUUUAUCGUGAGCAACAACGGAUAUCUGCUUCUGCACCCCUUGCUCAUAACAACGAUCAACAACACCUUGCAAGCUAACUACAACAGCGUGGAUUUCGUGGAGGUGGAGCAAGUGGACGACGGAAAUGGCCCGCGAGUCCUCGGCGAGGAGAUUCAGUCGCUGAGGGAGAUGCUGGUCAAUGGAGAAGACGGCAACAUGAGAGACGUCAAGGUUCUCUACCACUAUGAUAGCAUGAGGAGAAUAGCGCGAGUCCAGCACGACUAUUUCUUCAACAAGUUAGAGGGUACGCCGUUCGCGAUGGGCAUUUCGCUGCCCAAAGGCUAUGGAGACACUGAGCUCUUGCUCAAAGACAACCCUUUGGAGGCCAAACAGGGAAAGGAACUUACUGGCAUCAACGUUACUGAUUACUUUAGGUUCAGUUACAGGGUCCACCCUGAUUGGGUUUACUGCAAAUACCACUACCUCGAGGGUCACGAGUCAGAUAAUGCGGAGGAGGAGAUCUGGUCGUUUUUGGUCCGUCUCUCGAACAACGAAGUCGACAUCACUAAGAAGCAAUACAUUGAUGAGGACGACAAACGAAAUUUUACUCUAGAGACUCAUUGUGGCAACGCUACGACUCAGUUGCAAAAAGACGAUUACUAUUGUAAUGAGGAUCUGGUGAAGCAACUGGUGUUUGACGCGAAACUGACCACGCCAUUCUUCAAAGAGUGGAACGCUUCUGACGAGGAGGUGGAACUGACGGCCAAGUACAACGUCAGCGUGAGGUUCAUAGCAACCUCCAGUGGCUUGACCAGGUGGCAUUACAUCUUCGACGAAGACAAGAACGAAGUGGUCGACGAUGAAGGGAACAGAUGGAAGAAUUCUAAAGAAGAAGUUUUCGGUGACAAAUAUUACAACGCUAUCGAAGAGACGUGGUACAAGGCAGCAGUUCUUCAGCACAUGAUCAACAGAGAGUCCAUAGUGAUUUCCACACCGCUGCCAAUCUUAGACGAAAUAGUCCAGAAAGGAAUGGAAUUUGACAAGAAUGGGGACAUAGUCAUGACUGCCAGCUACGCCAUAUUUUACAAAGAUGGAGAUUCUGAAACACCCGCUUCUGUCGUUGGUUUUGAGUUCUCAUUUUUGAGUUUCCAAAAGAGAUUUUUGGAAAUUACUGGAAGAACGUCGGAUGAGCAAUUCCACUGUAACAACCCUGACUACGACUGCUACGUGAUCGACAGUUCGGGCUAUGUAGUCAUGUCCCGCGACAAAGAAGACAUCGGCACAUUCUUCGGCGCCCUUGUACAUAAAGAACUGGGGACUUCAAACGCGCAUUAUGUGCUCGCUUCAUUCCUGAAGAAGAAUGUAUACGACCACGUCGAAGUGUUCAACUACCAAGCCUUGUGUCCGUAUAAGGAGCUGCAGGCGCAAGGAAAUAGCGCUUGGCAGUUUUUGACGCCUUUCAAUAUAGCCACCAGUUUCUUCCGUUGGCUCUUCGCAGAGAUGGUCAUUAUCUUAACAGACUUCCCCAAUUGGAAUUGGAAUGUUUAUGGGAACGUCCUGUUUGAAGAUUAUGAUCUAAACCUGGGAAUCACAGACGAGCCGACCACGACCACCACGCCGCCGCCUCCGCCUGAGGCAGAGAAUAAAGACGGGAAUGAAGAUGAGAGGAAGCCUUUCUCUUGCGACCACCGUAUCAGCUUAUACAUCUUGAACCAGUUGAUGUUCUUGGAUCCAAUGGGGGAGAUUAAAAUGAUAUCGGAGGACGAGCCGGGCGACUGCCACCCGCGGUACUGGGCCACGUAUAUGCCGGAGACGAAUCUAUUGCUGGUGGUGAUCGAGAAUUCGUACGUGAAGUUCAAGGACGACUGCAAUCUGCCGCCCAACACCACGCCGCAGCCGACCAGCAACUCCACGACCAGCCGCGAGCCCUGCCACAAGCUCGACUUGGCCGGGCUCACGAGAAGGCGCCUUGAGGGUUGCUUCACUUACCAUGAUGGGGAAAGAAACAUAACAGCAUGCGGCAUCGGCAGCAUCGCCCGCGCCGACCUGCCAGUGUUCACCGCGUCGGUGCUGAUCGCCACGUUCCUGUACCGACUGCUGGCCUAGGUAGACGGCCUACAGAAUUUGUACCUUUGUUACUUUCGCAAUAAAACUUGUUGCACCUUUCGUCUGUUUA
Molecule: messenger RNA, 4106 nt
Organism: Ostrinia furnacalis (Asian corn borer)
Lineage: Eukaryota; Metazoa; Arthropoda; Insecta; Lepidoptera; Crambidae
Gene: Ca-Ma2d
Product: Ca[2+] channel Muscle-specific alpha2/delta subunit
Exons: 19
Coding region: 305-4036 (1243 amino acids)
Cellular component (GO): voltage-gated calcium channel complex
Molecular function (GO): voltage-gated calcium channel activity
Source: RefSeq, a predicted model, not a curated record